AUGCCUUUAACCGUUGCGGAUAUUGUAUUCAAUGAGCAAGCAAGUCACAACUUCUCAAAGACCCUUGGUGAGAUCAAACGAGCCACUCUAUCUAUUCACAAUCGGCUUCGAUCUAUUCUCGAAGAUGCAGAAUUUGCCGAAUCUGUUGCAAAUGCCUACAAUAGACCGCUUAUGGCAAAUGAGAGAUGUGGCAGCUGGUACAUUAAUCCGAAUAAGAAAGGAGGUAGUGCAUACUUCAAAAGUACAGAUGGCCAUACAGGUGUCUGGAAGUUUAGCUCGCGAAGAUUGAAUUUACAUCUGUUAGAGAUAAUCGGUGAUAAUGACGGCAAUCCAACAGCCCAUAAGCUAUACGCUCCACCACAAGUAGUUUCGGAUUCCGAACAUGCUCAAAUAACGAAUUUACUUCCUCAAUUCGUACAAGCAUUUCAAGCUCUCAAUCUACCCAUUGAAACUUUUCGAAGUAAACUUCGCAAGCCAAUAAGACCCAUUUGGGUAACUCCUGAAUCGCAAGUAUCUAAUACAGGCGAUGUCUUUGAAGAUUUUCAUCCUGUUAUUUGCUGUACGGUUUCGCGAAGGGUUGCUGGGGGAGAAGUUAGCGAGGGGGGUUAUAUACAGGGGGCAGGAGACGAUACGGAAAAUUGGGCUCAUGGACUCACUCCGAAUAUUUUCUGGACGAAUCAACAGCAAUUACUUGAAACAUCAGAAGAAGAUCUCCCUGAGCUUAUUGAGACGUUAAUAAACCACUCUAGCUCGUCUCUUCUAGGAUCAAACAACAAAUUACGCCUCGUGAAACCUACUUCAUGUCUUUCCAUUUCGACUAUCGAUACAGUUUCAUCUCUGGAAAAUAAUACCAGUACCUGCAUCAUUGUACUCUUACCAAAAAUCACACACAAAGAUACAUGGUACACCUCUCCCUCACGAAUGGACAUCGGUCUCGGAAGCAAAAAAGUAGGCAGCAAGAAUCUCCGCGCAGCUCUCAAAGAUAUCACCUCAUUCAUCAUUCCAAACCUCAAAAAACUCGAAAACUCACAAGAAUCCUCCACUCCACACCAACAAAUAAUCAUAGCAUGCGAAUCGGGACAAGAUCUCUCAAUAGGUGUUGCGCUUGCCCUACUAUGUCUUUAUUUCAACGAUGAUGGUGUGUUGGAAGAGGUUAUCGUGGAUUUCCACUUCGAUGCCGGAUGCUAA
Sclerotinia sclerotiorum 1980 UF-70 is the source of this 1188-nucleotide messenger RNA. RefSeq lists its product as hypothetical. Lineage: Eukaryota; Fungi; Ascomycota; Leotiomycetes; Helotiales; Sclerotiniaceae. The record is from RefSeq and is a predicted model, not a curated record. Bases 1 to 1188 code for a protein of 395 amino acids. The transcript is spliced from 3 exons. Gene Ontology annotation, molecular function: tRNA adenosine(64)-2'-O-ribosylphosphate transferase activity. Gene Ontology annotation, biological process: charged-tRNA amino acid modification. Gene Ontology annotation, cellular component: cytoplasm.